AUUUCCUACUCGCCUCUUACGACAUGGAAUUCUGAUUGCCUCGUGUUCAAGCUCUCUUAUCUUUCAGUUAUCGAACUUCGAUGUGUAGGCGUCGUAUGCACUGGAUUCCCGUAAGAUGCUGUGCGAUUGUUGUAUCAAGCUCCAUCGAACUCUAUCGAUGGUGGUCCAAAGUCGCCUUUCUUUCCCAACGCUUCUCCAAGUCGACGAACACGAGGCUUCCAAUCCUGGGAUCACGCGAGUUGGUGCGUGUUCUAGCGGAUCAUCCCUGGAUUGAAUCACAGUGCUUGUUUGGUUCUUCAAGCGCCAGAGUCACACAUAAAAGGCCGCGUCGUGGCCGCGAUCUCCGACCACUUUUCAAACCACUCUCACCCCACAACGCAUCUCCACCAUGCCAAGUGGUUCUCAUAAUGGCGUUUCCCCGGUACACCACCAUUCGGAAUACUAUCUGAAAGAUGGUAAUAUCACUUUUCUAGUUGGAGACACACUAUUCCGUGUACAUAGACACUUCUUCGAAGUCGAAUCGCAAUUUUUCGUGAAGGAAUUUGAAAAGGCUCCCAAGGAGGGAACUUCCGAUUCCAGCGCGUUCCGACUCGAGAAAGUUACCGUCGAGGACUUUGCCAAGUUCCUAUGGGUCUGGUAUAGUCCCUCGUACAGACGCGAAAUCAAACCGAAAGAUCACUGGCUCACCAUCCUGGAGCUCUCGACAGUAUGGCAGUUCCCAGAAAUGAAGAAGCUAGCUGUCGAUGAGCUCCAGAAAUUGGACAUUGAACCCAUCGAGAAGAUCACCACCUACGACAGAUAUCAGAUCGACAAAUCGCUUCUCUUACCUGCGUAUAAGCUCCUGUGCAAGCGGGCGGGCCGAAUGUCCAUCGUGGAGGGUGAACAGCUCAAACUGCACACUGUCCUCGGCAUACAAGAGGCUCGCGAGCGUGCGAUCAGGAGCGCAGCGGAGGGCGGGUGUCGUAGUCCGACCUCCGCUGAUGCGGAUGACGAGGAGCUGGAAAGGAUAUUGAUCGAUGUAUUCAGUCUCAAAGGUCAUAGCGCUAACCGACAGGGCACGCAGCCGUCAGGAAAACCAGACGACGUGCCAUUCAUAAACACUCCAAAGCCCCAUGGGAAUGGAGGCCCCAAUGGUACCAAGACGUCUACAUCAGGUUCGUCUCCUCAGAAUGAUAGCAAGCAGAAAGACGGCAACAAAUCGGGGAAAAAAUGAGAAACGAACCGGCGGAUGAAAAAGGUUACUCGACUGUCCGCUCGACAAAAUCCACGGAGCAGACAGUGGAGCGUGUACUUGUUUAUUUUGCCAUUCCACCAUUCAUCGAGUCAGUUACCGCAGCACUAGCCAUGUACUUUGUAGGAUACCUUAGUCUCCAGAUUCUUGAUCAGUUAUAUGCUCUGCAAUAUGCUAUCGUAGCGCCAGACUGAAGAGAAGUGUUGCAAUCGGCGUGAGUUGAACAACUCUCUGACGUAGAGUUGCAUGGGACGUGAAGAGGUUAACAAGGCUGUCAAAUAGAAAUCGCAAGUGCGGAUUAGGAAUAUAUUCAGAGGACAUCCAUAUCACGAACUGUGCAGUGAUCAGUAUUCAGAGACGCGCCGAUCCAGCACGAACAUUCAAUAAGAGCGAAAGCAGGUUAUGUAAAAGGCAAUCAAAAAUUCAAGUGCGUUUAUACAUAGUCCCAAGAAGGCACAGUAUU
Molecule: messenger RNA, 1694 nt
Organism: Suillus fuscotomentosus
Lineage: Eukaryota; Fungi; Basidiomycota; Agaricomycetes; Boletales; Suillaceae
Exons: 6
Coding region: 389-1213 (274 amino acids)
Molecular function (GO): protein binding
Source: RefSeq, a predicted model, not a curated record